Molecule: messenger RNA, 1847 nt
Organism: Drosophila busckii
Lineage: Eukaryota; Metazoa; Arthropoda; Insecta; Diptera; Drosophilidae
Gene: Gdh
Product: glutamate dehydrogenase, mitochondrial
Exons: 6
Coding region: 120-1793 (557 amino acids)
Biological process (GO): L-glutamate catabolic process
Cellular component (GO): mitochondrion
Molecular function (GO): L-glutamate dehydrogenase (NAD+) activity
Source: RefSeq, a predicted model, not a curated record
CUCAGUUUGGAGCGGCGUCGAAAAACGAACGGUUGUGCAUUAAGCAUCAGACCAGCAGCAGUUGAGGAGCAAGACCCAUUUUAGAAUUUGUAAUUUGUGUGUGUGCGUAGUAUAGAAAUAUGUAUCACCUGAAGAGUUUGGCCCGCCAGGGUGCCAUGCGUCAGCAAGAGCUGACUGCUUUGGCUAAGGCUUUGCCCACAGCUGUGCUCCAGACGCGCAACUAUCAAAUUCCCGAUCGUCUAAAGGAUGUGCCCACUGCCAAGGAUCCCCGUUUCUUUGACAUGGUUGAGUACUUCUUCCACCGUGGUUGCCAGAUUUCCGAAGAUCGUCUGAUCGAGGAAAUGAAGGGCAAGGAUUCUCUGGAUGCCAAGAAGCAGAAAGUGAAGGGUAUUCUUAUGCUUAUGCAACCUUGCGACCACAUCAUCGAGAUUGCCUUCCCAUUGCGUCGCGAUGCUGGCAACUAUGAAAUGAUUACUGGUUACCGUGCCCAGCACAGCACCCACAGGAUCCCAACAAAGGGCGGCAUUCGCUUCUCAUUGGAUGUGUCUCGCGAUGAGGUCAAAGCCCUGUCUGCGCUGAUGACCUUCAAGUGUGCUUGCGUCGAUGUGCCAUUCGGUGGUGCCAAGGCCGGUCUGAAGAUCAACCCCAAGGAGUACUCCGAACAUGAGUUGGAGAAGAUCACCCGCCGCUUCACCCUUGAGUUGGCCAAGAAGGGCUUCAUUGGCCCCGGCGUGGAUGUGCCUGCCCCCGAUAUGGGCACUGGCGAGCGUGAAAUGUCCUGGAUUGCCGAUACUUAUGCCAAGACCAUUGGCCACAAUGACAUCAAUGCCCAUGCCUGCGUUACUGGCAAGCCCAUCAACCAGGGUGGUAUUCACGGUCGUGUGUCCGCCACCGGACGCGGUGUCUUCCACGGUCUGGAGAACUUCAUCAACGAGGCUAACUACAUGAGCAUGAUUGGCACCACUCCCGGCUGGGGCGGUAAGACCUUCAUUGUGCAGGGCUUCGGUAAUGUGGGUCUGCACACCACCCGCUAUCUGACCCGCGCCGGUGCCACCUGCAUUGGUGUCAUUGAGCACGACGGUACUCUGUACAACCCAGAGGGCAUUGACCCUAAGCAGCUGGAGGACUACAAGAACGAGCACGGCACCAUUGUUGGUUACCCCAAUGCCAAGCCCUACGAGGGUGAGAACUUGAUGUUCGAGCCAUGCGACAUUUUCAUUCCAGCCGCCGUCGAGAAGGUUAUCAACAGCGAGAAUGCCAACAGAAUCCAAUGCAAGAUCAUUGCUGAGGCUGCCAACGGUCCCACUACACCCGCUGCCGAUAAGAUUCUGAUUGAUCGCAAGAUUCUGGUCAUUCCCGAUCUGUAUAUCAAUGCUGGUGGUGUCACAGUCUCCUUCUUCGAAUGGCUCAAGAACUUGAACCAUGUGUCCUAUGGUCGCCUGACCUUCAAGUAUGAGCGCGAGUCCAACUAUCAUCUGCUCGACUCAGUCCAACAGUCAAUUGAAAGAAUUAUUAACGACGAAUCCGUGCAAGAAUCCCUGGAGCGUCGUUUCGGACGUGUUGGCGGUCGCAUUCCCGUCACUCCCUCUGAGUCGUUCCAGAAGCGCAUCUCUGGCGCUUCCGAGAAGGAUAUUGUGCACUCCGGCUUGGACUACACUAUGGAACGUUCAGCUCGUGCCAUCAUGAAGACCGCAAUGAAAUAUAACCUGGGUCUGGAUCUGAGAACCGCCGCCUAUGUCAACUCCAUUGAGAAGAUCUUCACCACAUACCGUGACGCCGGUUUGGCCUUCUAAGCGCAGCAGCUGUCGCUGCAGCUAAAACUUAACUAGCUUAACUGAUUGAGAACU